AGACACAAUGAUCAUACUAAAUUUCUUCUAAACUCAUAUAUUUAUCCCUCCUUGUUGGCGGGCCGGCAUAUUUCAUAGUUUUGAUUUAAAUUUACAUAGCUUGCUUGUGGGAUUUUCAUGAUGUUUCAGGUUUAUAAGCGCUUUGUCCCUGAGGUAGCAGUGGGAUAUGAGGAUCCCAGAGUGCAAGUACACAUAUCAAAUGGAGUUGAGUUCAUGAAGAAUGUUCCUCAAGGCACAUAUGAUGCCAUCAUGCUUGAUGCUUUCCAAAACAUGGGUACUACAUCAACAGAACUUACUGACAUCUUCUUGGAAUCGGUUGCAAGGGCUCUUCGCCCUGGCGAUGUUAUGUCUACCCCGGCAGACAGCUUCUAGCAUAAAGACUUUGUUCACUGUGCAGAUACCAUAGCAAACUGCCGCAAAAUAUUUAAGGGCUCUGUUAAUUAUGCCUGGACAACAAGGCACGAGGUCCUUUGCAAUUAGAACUUCGCUGGUUACUUUAUACUAUUGCUGAUGCAUUUCAUGGUGAAUCUCUUUUUCAGUGGGAU
Molecule: messenger RNA, 545 nt
Organism: Prunus avium (sweet cherry)
Lineage: Eukaryota; Viridiplantae; Streptophyta; Magnoliopsida; Rosales; Rosaceae
Source: RefSeq, a predicted model, not a curated record